This is a messenger RNA of Electrophorus electricus (electric eel), 1123 nucleotides long. The record is from RefSeq and is a predicted model, not a curated record. Lineage: Eukaryota; Metazoa; Chordata; Actinopteri; Gymnotiformes; Gymnotidae.
AUGGUUCCCAAGGCCUCCAGGGCUCCCUGGGAAAUCAAGGACCACCUGGCCAACAGGGUCCAGAAGGUGCAGACCCACUUGUGCUCACACAUACACAGAUGCUCAGACACGCAAACAUUCGCAUGGGAGAAAGGGGAGAAGGGAGCAACAGGACACCUAGGUUCAUCAGGAAACCCAGGAAGCACUGGAAUCCCUGGAGAUCCCGGGGAAAUGGGUCCAAGAGGAUUAAUGGGGAUUAAGGGUGCCCGAGGGCCCCCUGGAGACACUGGACCCCCGGGGAGAAGAUCAAGGUUCAACUUUGGCUUCCUAUUGGUUAAACAUAGCCAAUCAGCAAAAGUACCUGAGUGCCCACUGAAUACGCUGAAACUAUGGGAAGGAUACAGCUUGCUUUACCUUAAAGGGCAAGAGAAAGUGCACAAACAGGACCUUGGUCAGGCAGGUUCGUGUGUACAGUUCUUCAGCACCAUACCAUUCUCCUCCUGUAACCUGGGCACAUGUAACUACGCCAGCCACAACGACAAAUCCUAUUGGCUGUCGACCACAGCAUCGUCACCCAUGUUGUCUGUGUCAGAGCUUGACAUCGAGCCACUCAUCAGCAGGUGUGUGGUGUGUGAGGUCCACUCACCUGCUAUCUCCCUUCACAGCCAGACCACCUCCUUACCUGACUGCCCCCCAGAAUGGAAAAGCCUUUGGCAUGGAUAUUCCUUCUUUAUGCACACAGGCUCCGGAGACGAUGCCGGUGGCCCGACGCUGAGGUCAUCAGGAAGCUGUCUGCAGCUUUUCCACACCCACCCAACCUUGGAAUGCGAGGGCUCCCAGGGUACCUGUAGCUACUCCGAGAGCAUCUACACUUUCUGGCUCACCGUGAGCAGGGAGGGAUUUGGCUCCGGCCCUGAUACGACGACCCUCAGAGGAGAAGCACAAAACGUUAGCCGCUGCAACGUCUGUAUGAAGAACUUCUGAGAGCGAACCACACCCGCAUCGCCUAGGCAACUGUUCGGAGUAUGUGCUCUGCUUAAGUACAAGAUAUGGAACCACCCACAGGUCACUUCUUCACUCAAAAACAAAGAGCUAGAGAACCAAACAAUUUGUGGCCUCUCACGUUGAAAGAACAACCGUGAUG